Messenger RNA from Coturnix japonica (Japanese quail), 3844 nucleotides. NCBI's taxonomy places the organism in Eukaryota, Metazoa, Chordata, Aves, Galliformes, Phasianidae. The record is from RefSeq and is a predicted model, not a curated record.
CCCGCUGCGACCCCCGCGGCCGGCAGCGGUUCCCCGAGGGCUGCGGCUCCUCGAUGCGGGCCCUGGGCUGUUACCUGCGUGUUGCUGCCGACAACACGCUCACCCCUGAGGUGACCCGCUCGGCCCUCCCUAAAAGCGAGAGCUGCCGCGUUGUUAUUAUUUUUGUAACCGCUAAGCUGUGGGAUCAUCCAGCCCUGUCAAAACUGAAGAUGGGGAUGCCUGCUUAGGAGGCUGCGAACUUUGUGUAUGCACCGCUGUGUGUCCUGAGGAUAGGCCAGGCGGCUGGGUAGUGCACGGGCUGAGACCUGUUCUGUGCACGGAUGGAGUGGGAAUGGGAGGCUGCUGGCAGAGCUGGCCUUGGGUAGCAGGACAUGUCCUGGAACUGGCCGCUGCCUGUGGCUCAUCUCCAUCCAUCACGGUUCAUUUGCAGUAUUUCUUUCCCUGAGCUCAAUAUUGUGGAAAUGAAUCUUCGAAGAGAAUAAAUUUAUUUCCUGUAUUAAGAAGUUGAGUAGAAUUCAGUUUCCAGGUGUAGAAGGAGGAAACUAUGAAGACUGUGCUGGUGUGAAGGAUAUGUAACAUGACACUGAUAUUCUGGACAGUUUUUAGGAGCCUCUGUGAAGCUGUUGUUUUGAAGUAAUGCCAAUAGAAAGUGGAAGUUGUGCAUCUGCUCGCCAAGCAAAGCAGAAACGCAAAUCGCACAGUCUUUCAAUCCGAAGAACCAACAGUUCUGAGCAAGAACGGGCAGGACUGCAGAGAGACAUGUUGGAAGGGCAGGAUUCUAAACUACCAUCUUCUGUUCGGAACACACUCCUUGAACUUUUUGGACAAAUAGAGCGGGAGUUUGAGAAUUUAUAUAUUGAAAAUUUGGAAUUACGUAGAGAGAUUGAUACACUUAAUGAACGUUUAGCAGCCGAAGGACAGACAAUUGAUGGAGCUGAACUGAGCAAAGGACAACUGAAAACAAAAGCUAGCCAUAGUACCAGUCAACUUUCUCAGAAAUUAAAGACAACUUACAAGGCAUCUACUAGCAAGAUUGUAUCCAGUUUUAAAACUACAACAUCAAGAGCAAUCUGUCAACUGGUAAAGGAAUACGUUGGCCACAGGGAUGGCAUUUGGGAUGUCAGUGUUGCGAAAACUCAGCCAGUGGUUUUGGGAACCGCAUCUGCUGAUCAUACUGCUUUGCUGUGGAGCAUAGAAACGGGGAAGUGCCUUGUCAAGUAUGUAGGGCAUGUUGGAUCAGUAAAUUCCAUAAAGUUUCAUCCGACUGAGCAAGUGGCUCUUACAGCAUCUGGAGACCAGACAGCUCACAUCUGGAGAUAUAUAGUACAGUUGCCUACACCUCAGCCAACUGCAGACUGCAAUCAAGCAUCUGGAGAAGAUGAAUAUGAGUUCUCAGAUAAAGAUGAACCUGAUGGAGAUGGAGAUGCUUCUAGCGAUUGUCCCACUGUCAGAGCCCCAUUAACUUCACUCAAAAGCCAUCAAGGAGUGGUCAUAGCAGCUGACUGGCUUGUUGGGGGGAAGCAAGCAGUGACGGCUUCAUGGGAUAGGACAGCAAACCUGUAUGAUGUAGAGACUUCUGAAUUAGUCCAUUCUCUUACAGGGCAUGACCAAGAGCUGACACAUUGUUGUACACAUCCCACCCAGCGUCUUGUGGUGACGUCAUCACGUGAUACAACUUUCCGUCUGUGGGAUUUCAGAGAUCCUUCUAUCCAUUCUGUGAAUGUCUUUCAGGGCCACACAGACACUGUGACAUCUGCAGUUUUCACUGUGGGAGACAAUGUUGUUUCUGGUAGUGAUGACCGCACCGUAAAAGUUUGGGAUUUGAAAAACAUGAGGUCUCCUAUUGCAACCAUUCGUACAGAUUCUGCAGUAAAUAGGAUUAACGUAUGUGUUGGCCAAAGAAUCAUCGCCCUUCCACACGACAACCGGCAGGUUCGGUUAUUUGACAUGUCAGGAGUGCGGUUAGCACGCCUCCCUCGCAGUAAUAGACAGGGCCACAGAAGAAUGGUGUGCUGCUCAGCCUGGAGUGAGGACCAUCCGAUAUGUAACCUCUUCACCUGUGGAUUUGAUCGUCAGGCUAUUGGCUGGAACAUCAAUAUCCCUGCUUUGUUACAAGAAAAGUGAAGUGCUGGAAGAAUUCUUGCAUUUUAUGUUGCUGUGGACUGCUGUACAUCUGCAGACUUCUCUGAAUACCGGUCUGCUAUUGGUCUAAAAGCUGUUCCUUGAAUGGAGACUUCAGCAGAUGUUGUUCUUGUUACCACAUUGUGCACAGUUUGCAUGAGUUGUACAGAAAAUGUGAUUUUUUUUUUCUUCUUUUUUUUUUUUUUAAAUUAGUUUGUCUUGUGUAUGAACUUUUAUAUUUUGGAAUCCACUGGUCAACAUGUUCACUGUUGCAUAGAGCACAUAAAUGUUCAUAAGUUAUUUAGCGUUUGAUAGAUAAACAGUAGGGCAUUACAUUUGUGACAUAAAUGUGAAACUUCUGUAGUUAAUGUAGAGAGUGUAUAGCAGUCUGUUACGUUUUUCCAUGAUCUACAUAUCUGCCUUGUGUCAAAAAGAAUCUGCAGGGCUAAAAGUUUGAAAUGAAGUGUGAAUUUCAUUAGUUGUAUGAUUGUAAACAUUUUCCCGUUUGCAUCUGAUUGGAACAGUUAUUUGUUAGUGCUGCAGCAUAGUGCAACUUCAGCUCCAUUUUCAGUCCAGUUAUGGGAGAAAUAGUAGACUUGAGAAGGAAAAUAUAAACAACUUGUAGUGAUUAUAGACUGCAAGGUGUAUUCUGAAAGCUUUUUGUCCUUUUUCUUUGGAGAAAGGAAAAUGUACAUUCUGCCCUUCUUAUAUAAAAGUGAUUCUAAAAAUCUCAUGGCAUUUCACACUAGCAAAAAUCCAGAAUAUUAUGAUCUAGUCAAGCAAAUUUUGAAGCACUUUAGUUUAUAGCUAUUGUUAUAAACCAUUUAUGAAAGUUUGACUUUACCAGUGAAUGUGAGCUGACCUUUGUAAGAAGGAUUGCUUCUUUUUGGUGAUCUGCCCAGAAAGGAUAUAUUUUUUUUUCUUUUUUUGUCUUUCUUUUCUUUCCUAUACCUGCUAUGAGGAUACUUCUAAAUGUGUUCACUUCCUUUUUUUUUUCUUUGUUUCCUUUUUUUUCUUUUUUUUGAGCCAGCAAUACAAAGUAAAUUAGUACUACCUCAAAAGUGAAUGUUGGUCAAGAAGCGCUGAGUCUCUCUGUAGCCUAGGGGAAAAAAAAAAAGCACUUUUGGUCUCUGGCUGAAGUACUAUUUUUGACAUGAGAGGAAAGACAAUCAUACUUAAUGUGAUCCUUAACAUAAUUAACACUUAAGGCUAAUGGAGCAAUGUGAUAAGUAAACAUCAUCUGUUACCUUUGUGUUCUCAGCUGUGGCAAAGGGCUGCAGUGGUCUUUAUACUGUUGUGAACGGGAUAAUUAAUGUAGAAUUCCCUUCUUUCUCCCAAAUGAUCUUAAUCUGCCUUUUCUCCCCACUGUGCUCAGCCUUUUUUGCACUGGCAGUGCCGUGUUAUACCACAGCUGCUGCUUAUUUAAGUAAAUGCAAAUGGCAGCUGACAUCUUUGAAAGAACAGAAAGGCUGCUUCAGACAGACACUUCUUUUUAGCUAGAGGGAGAUCCUGCCCCUGUCUGACAUAUCACACUGUAAGAUGAAGGGUGAGGGUAAGCUAAGGGUGUGCUGGUACAAUGGGAAAGUUUAUGCUGGGCUGCCAUUAGAUAAGUAAUUGGAACUUUUUAUCUCAUUCUUUGGAUUAUGUGAAGCUGUAGCUGUGCUCAUGUCCUCUAAACACAGUUCAGGCUGAUGUGUUUACUGGGUUCCUUGUUGACUGACAU